GUAAAUUUAGUUUGUAUCGGAUUGAACAUCUUCCAGGGUACAACAACACCAGUUUAAUCAAUAUUUGAAUGUGAUUUGCAUAAAAAAAAUGUCAGACAGUGAAGGCAGCAAUUAUUCUGGAAGUGAAAAUGAAGAGAGUGAGGCUGAGCAGGAGGACAACAAGAGCGAGGCCGGGUCAGACCAAGAAUCUGAUGGGGGCGUGGCGGAAGAUGAAGCAGAAGAAGUGACGGAACAGGAGGCAGCUGCAGAAGAGCCAGAGGGGGAAGAGGAGCCUGAAGGGGAGGAUCUGGAUGAAGAGGAUGAGGAGGAUGAAGAUGACGAAGAUGACGAUGAUGAUGAUGAUCGUGGCAAAAGAAAGCGCAAGAAGCCUCGCUAUGGAGGCUUCAUUUUGGAUGAGGCUGAGGUGGAUGACGAAGUGGAAGAAGAGGAAGAGUGGGAAGAAGGUGCAGAGGACAUCAUUGAUCGCACAAGACCCAAUGAGGAAAACACUUCCCGUGACAUUGACAGUCACCGUAGAUUGCAGAUGAUGUGGACGUCUCAAAAAGAGGAUGAAAUUGAAGAUUACUAUAGAAGGAAGUAUGCUGAAUCUUCUGCCGCUGAAAAAGGAUAUGGUGAUGGCGGUGAUCAUGAACUGCCAGACGAGAUCGCACAACAAACACUUUUGCCUGGUGUCAAGGAUCCAAACUUGUGGAUGGUCAAAUGUCGAAUCGGUGAAGAAAAAUCAACAGUUCUUUUGCUCAUGAGGAAAUUCAUUGCUUAUCAGUAUACUGAAGAGCCUUUGCAAAUCAAAAGUGUGGUGGCUCCUGAAGGAGUGAAAGGUUAUAUUUAUAUUGAGGCCUACAAACAAACUCAUGUUAAACAAGCCAUCGCUGGCGUUGGCAACUUACGCAUGGGACAAUACCAACAGAUGAUGGUCCCCAUCAAAGAGAUGACGGAUGUGUUGCGUGUGACAAAGGAGCAGGCCCAACUGAAGCCAAAGCAGUGGGUUCGACUCAAGAGAGGUCUCUACAAAGAUGAUCUUGCACAGGUAGAUUUUGUAAACAUGGCCCAGAAUUUCGUCCAUCUGAAGUUGAUUCCUCGAGUCGACUACACGAAGAAGAGGGGAGCCCUGCGCUCGAAUAAUGAGCAAGAGAAGCGCAAGAAAGGUCGCAAGCCGGUGGCCAAGCUAUUUGAUGUGGAUGCUAUCAGAGCUCUUGGGGGAGAAGUGUCUACAGAUGGUGAUUACCUGAUCUUUGAAGGAAAUCGUUACAGUCGUAAAGGCUUUCUUUAUAAGAGUUUUGCUAGGUCUGCCCUUAUUGUCGAUGGCGUCAAACCCACUCUUUCAGAAUUGGAAAAGUUUGCGGAGAAGAGCGACACGAGGAGCAUGGAAAUUGAGUUGAGCGAGACUGCUCAAGACGAAGCCGGCCACAGCUUCAGUCCGGGAGACAAUGUGGAAGUCUGUGAGGGUGAGUUGAUCCAUCUUCAAGGCCGAGUGAUUGCCGUGGAUGGAAACAAAGUCACCAUGCUGCCCUCCCAUGAAGAUCUGAAGGAACCUCUGGAAUUUCCAGCCCAUGAGUUGAGGAAAUACUUCAAGAUGGGAGACCAUGUGAAGGUCAUCUCUGGCACCUACGAAGGGGACACGGGGCUCAUCGUCAGAGUCACAGAUAACUUCGUACUGCUCUUUUCGGAUCUCACCAUGCACGAGCUAAAAGUACGUCCACAAGAUCUUCAACUGUGCACAGACAUGGCCACCGGAGUGGAUUCCUUAGGACAGUUUCAGUGGGGUGACUUGGUACUACUGGACGCACAAACUGUGGGAGUGAUUGUUCGACUUGAAAAGGAAAAUUUCCACAUCUUAAACAUGCAUGGAAAUGUAGUGAAAGUAAAACACCAGAGUGUGAGUAAACGGAAAGACACAAGGCGGGCCGUGUCCUUGGACUCCGAACAGAACCAGAUUCAGGUCAGGGACGUGGUCAAGGUCAUUGACGGGCCCCAUUCGGGUCGCCAGGGAGAGAUCAAGCAUUUGUACAGAAGUUUUGCCUUCCUCCAUUCUCGUAUGAUGAUGGAAAAUGGUGGCGUCUUUGUCUGCAAGACACGUCAUCUGGUGCUGGCUGGAGCGGGCAGUGGCCAUGCCAGGCCCUUGACCGAAAUAAACAUGAGGUCCCCAUUCCAUGCCGCGUCUCCUCGCCUCAACAGCCCCAUGCAUCCCUCGGGUGGUGGGGGCAAAUCACCUGGUGGUGCUGGGGCUGGUAACCUGGGCCUGGGAGGUGCAGGCAGGGGACGAAACAGGAGGGACACGGAACUCAUCGGCCAGACCAUAAAGAUCACCCAGGGGCCGUACAAAGGACAUAUUGGCAUUGUGAAAGAUGCCACAGAAGCCACAGCAAGAGUGGAACUUCAUUCCAAGUGUCAGACAAUUUCUGUCGACAGGAGUCGAUUGGCUGUCGUCGGGGGCCCGAGCAAGGGCAAUGUGUCGAGCUACAGUCGAACACCCAUCUAUGGAAGCCAGACGCCCAUGUAUGGAGCUGGAUCUAGGACACCAAUGUACGGCUCUCAGACACCGCAAUAUGAAGCUGGCAGUCGUACACCUCACUAUGGCAGCCAGACACCCCUACAUGAAGGAAACCGCACCCCAAGUCAUGGAGGAGCAUGGGAUCCUUCCAAUGCUAACACCCCCGCAAGGGGCAAUGCAGACUUUGAAGAUUACCCCUUCGAAGAACAGUCGCCAUCUUACAACCCGGGCACCCCUGGAUACCAGCCAGAGACUCCCCAGGGUGGACCCUAUACCCCUCAGACCCCUGGAGGUUCUGCCCUCUACAACUCUGACCACAACUACUCACCCUUUCAACAGACGCCAUCACCUAACACAUAUCCAGCAACUACUCCUAGUCCAUCUGCUUAUGCAGCGACACCCUCCCCUGCAGGUUAUGCUGCCACUCCUUCUCCCGGUGGUUACGGUUACAGUCCGAUGAAUCAAGGAGCACCGGCGACACCUGGAAGUGCCAUGGACCCCUCAUCUGUAGAAUGGCAGACACCAGACAUUGAAGUGGUCAUCAGGGACACUCACGGUGAUGACGGCCUAAGUGGACAGACCGGCAUCAUCCGGGGAAUAUCGGGUGGGAUGUGUUCCGUUUUUCUUCCACAAGAAGAUCGCACAGUCACCAUACAAGGAGAGCACCUGGAGCCUGUAGCCCCGAAGCCAGGGGAUAAGGUGAAAGUGAUCUUGGGCGACGAUCGAGAGCAGACGGGAGUCCUGCUGAGCGUGGAUCACCCGGACGGUGUGGUGAAAUUCGGACCCAACGUUUUCAGGCUGCUCAACUUAACAUUCCUGUGCAAAAUGAAGAACUGAGCUGGCGUCAUUCGUGUAGAGAGAUAAUAAUUAUGUUGUGUAUGAUCAAUGGACAUUAUAUGUUUUUAUAAUAAACUGACAUUUGUCUUA
Molecule: messenger RNA, 3418 nt
Organism: Uloborus diversus
Lineage: Eukaryota; Metazoa; Arthropoda; Arachnida; Araneae; Uloboridae
Gene: Spt5
Product: transcription elongation factor SPT5-like
Exons: 27
Coding region: 89-3328 (1079 amino acids)
Biological process (GO): regulation of transcription by RNA polymerase II; regulation of DNA-templated transcription elongation; transcription elongation by RNA polymerase II
Cellular component (GO): DSIF complex
Molecular function (GO): protein binding; mRNA binding
Source: RefSeq, a predicted model, not a curated record